This is a messenger RNA of Linum trigynum, 2728 nucleotides long. The record is from the annotation of a GenBank genome assembly. Lineage: Eukaryota; Viridiplantae; Streptophyta; Magnoliopsida; Malpighiales; Linaceae.
AAGUACAAUGGCGAAAUUUAGAAGAAAAGGGAAAUAAAUAGGGUAGGAAGUGGAGCGAGCGAGCGAGGAAUAGAGAGAAAGAAAGGUCCCAAGCCAAGACUAAUAUUGACAAAGACGCAGCUCACGACGACUCACAACUCACAAGUACACUACACACAAACAAAUAGCAGGGAAAUUUUUUGGGCAAUAUAGAAAAAGAAAUUGAAAGCUCCAUCGCUGUCCCAUUGCCGAAAGCCGCAGGAGAGAGAGAGAAGAGAAGGAGAGAGGGAGAGAAAUUGCCGAAACCCACUCUUCCUCCCCAGUCAUCAUCAUCUUCUUCCUUUGUUCAACUCAUUUUCCUCUCUUUCUUCGGAGCCUGUCCUUCUCCCUCCCCCGGGGCUCCUCCGCCCCGACCCGGAUCUCCCCCCGCCGCCGGCAGAGCAAAUGUACUCCGCCCUGCACUCUCUGCCGCUGGACGGGAGCAGCAUAGUCGGCGGUGGAGUAGCUGGAGCGGGGCACGUGGAUUUCCAGGGGUCGUUGGAUGGGACCAAUCUACCUGGGGAUGCGUGCUUGGUUCUCACCACGGAUCCGAAGCCCCGCCUCCGGUGGACCGCCGAGCUCCACGAGAGGUUCAUCGACGCCGUUACCCAGCUGGGAGGACCUGACAAAGCGACCCCUAAAACAAUAAUGAGGACAAUGGGGGUAAAAGGCCUCACUCUUUAUCACUUGAAAUCCCAUCUACAGAAAUACAGGUUGGGAAGGCAAUCCUGCAAGGAAUCGACUGAAAGCUCCAAGGAUGUCGGAAUUGCAGCAUCUGUGGCAGAAAGUCAGGACACUGGCUCAUCUGCAUCAACAUCAUCUAGAAUAGCUGCACAAGAUCUGAAUGACGGUUACCAGGUCACCGAGGCUUUGCGUGUACAGAUGGAAGUUCAGAGAAGACUACAUGAACAGCUAGAGGUGCAGCGUCGACUCCAACUCAGGAUUGAAGCCCAGGGGAAAUAUCUACAGUCAAUACUUGAGAAAGCUUGCAAAGCUCUAAACGACCAGGCAGUUGCAACUGCUGGACUGGAAGCUGCGAGGGAGGAGCUUUCAGAGUUGGCAAUCAAAGUAUCCAAUGAAUGUCAAGGAAUGGCACCCAUUGACACCAUAAGGAUGCCGUCUUUAUCUGAACUUGCUGCUGCUUUAGAGAGCAAAAGUGCUUCUUCCAAUGUGCCGGCUCGGAUUGGUGACUGCUCCACAGAGAGCUGCUUGACUUCAAUUGGGAGUCCAGUUUCGCCAAUGGGAAUGUCUCCACAGGCUGCUGCUGCCAUGAAGAAAAGAUCAAGGUCUGUCUUCGGCAAUGGAGAUUCUCUCCCACUGGAUGGCACCACCAUGCGUCAUGAAGUUGAAUGGAUGAUGAACAACAUGGCCUGAAGAGCUAGCUAGCUAGCUACCGCAAAGUUAGCGUCCUAGAAUCAACUCCUCGUUGUUCCCCACGUCCCUCUCCCUCUUCUUGGUUAUUGUCCUCAGAUUAAUUUGAUCUCCUAAGUUAACUGUAUCACCUUCAAAUGGUCUCCUGUAUAGUUUGGGAUCCUUUUUCUAAUUGUAGGAACUUUUGCCUAUGCAGUUGGAAAGAUAUCAACUUUCUCGUUUCUUCCCCGCAAGCACUUCACUUUCAGUUAACAGCCUUUUUGGCCCGAGGAAAAUCUAUCUGCAAAAUCCUUGGCCGACGACAAACCAAGCAGGCCUAGACUCUGCUAAGAUUUAUAAAUCUCCUUAUUAAGCUUCUGGGUGUGUUUAGACGACGAUUGAUCAAUGACAAUUGUCAAUGAUACAAACCAAAUCUUGCAAGUUUCAAUCUUUCCAUGACCCAUCAAUUUAUCAUUACACUUCUAGCUGCCUCUUACUUCUAAUCUUCAAUCCCUUUCUCUUCAGUUGCUGGUUGCUUCAAUCAAAUCAAUCAAUCACAGUUCCCCUGGUAAAACUGAUGGACUUCUGAAAUCCUCUGUUUCUCCUCCCACUCCCCUGUUAAUUUACCCACCCCUGUUUGUCUUUCGUGAUUUUAUUCACUUCAUUUCACUGUAGUUUUGCAUGGAACUCAAACUACCAAACAAAGAAGUAAUAUGACAUGGGCUGGAUUUCUUUGAAGGCAGGGAGUGGCACUUAAUCUCAUCAGUCUAGCCAGUGUUGCCCUUCUCUGAAGCAGCUGUCAUCCAAAAUAGGAACCAGAUAAACAAAUACAAGACGUUUGAUGCAAAGCUAGAAAAGAAGAUGAUAGAAGUCAAGAGAUUAACAUCAUAAUCAUGAGGUUCCAUCAAUUCAAACAACACCUCAAAACCAUCGGGUCGUUUUCCAACAGUUUGGUAAUGUAAAAGGACAUUUUCUCUCUCUGUCCCUGUGUUAUUGUUAAUUAUCUUUCAUUGUAAAAUGUUCUCCUGUAUCUAUCCAUCUAUCAGAUGAAAAUCGGCAGCAUCGACCUUCAGGAACUGAAGAAAUGCCUAGAGAACCUGCAGCUGCUUAACCUCAAGGAGUUGGAGGUGGAAGUGGGGGGAUUCAGUUCAAUGAGUUCAUUGUCCUCCUCAGCCUCAUCUAUCUUUAGGCACAGCCAUCAUCUUCUUCCUCUCCAAACAAUUGAUAAUUAUGGGCCAAUGCAGACAUCAAAGAUGGGUUCGUCAGAACUGGAGGCAACCUUUGACACCAUUGUUGAAGUAUUCUUGUUACAUGACAAGAUUGGAGAUGGGAAGUUUAACAAGAAAGACUUGGUAAACAC